UUCCUGUAUCCUUUUUGCAACAGAUCUGCAGAUACACGCAUUUCAUUGCUGGAACAUAACAAAUAUUUUUAUUAACAGUUUUUCAACCAUAAGUUUUAAGUUUAUUUUCUGUUGUUGCUGUAUUGCUUUUUCAGCACAAGAUUCAAACUGCAGAACUGGGAAUUUAAAUGAUGAAGAUCAUAUUGGCAAUUCUUGGGCUUCUGGUGGCAGUUGAGGCAACUCCCCAUAUUGUUGCAUCGUUCUCACCAUCUUUCAAGGAGAUUGUUGAUCAUGUUAACUCGCUAGGAACAACCUGGAAAGCUGGUCAUAACUUCGAUCCACUCCACUAUACCCCUGACACAAUUGCUCGUUGGUGUGGAACAAUUAUGGGAAAGAGAAUAUUGCCAUUGCAAACUGAAAAAACCAAAAUUCACGCCACUGAUAUCCCUGAUGAUUUUGAUGCAAGAAAACAAUGGCCAAAUUGUCCAUCAAUCAGAGAAGUUCGAGAUCAGGGCAAUUGUGGUUCAUGCUGGGCAUUUGGAGCUGUAGAAGCUAUGUCUGACAGGUAUUGCAUUGCAAGCAACGGGAAGCAUAUUGUCGAGGUAUCGGCAGAAGAUUUGUUAACUUGCUGUGGUAUUGAGUGCGGCAACGGAUGCAAUGGAGGAUUUCCACAAAUGGCAUGGGAAUAUUGGAAGAGAAAUGGAUUGGUAACUGGUGGAUUAUAUGGUACUACAACAGGAUGUUUGCCUUAUGAGAUCAAACCAUGUGAACAUCAUAUAAAUGGUUCCAGACAACCAUGCUCUGGAGAAGAGAACACACCAAAAUGUGUAAGAACGUGUGAAGGGGAUAAAUCAAUAGACUACAAAUCCGACAAGCAUUAUGGGGCCAGUGCCUAUGCUAUAUCUGAGGAAGUUGAAAAAAUCCAAAUGGAAAUCAUGACCAAUGGUCCUGUUGAAGCUGCAUUUACUGUGUAUGCCGAUUUCCCGACUUACAAAUCUGGAGUGUACAAGCAUGUGACAGGAAAAGAGCUUGGUGGUCAUGCGAUUAGGAUUUUAGGAUGGGGUGUGGAAAAUGGCACUCCAUACUGGCUGGUGGCAAACAGUUGGAACAACGAUUGGGGCGAUCAUGGAUUUUUCAAGAUCCUUCGUGGUAACAACGAGUGUGGAAUUGAAGGAGAGGUGGUUGCUGGUAUGCCCAAAAUAUAAGAAGGAAACAGUAUUUUGACAUUUCGAUAAGAUUUUUUUAUGCUGAUUUAUCUGGAUUGUUAUGUUAAUCAAAUUAUGCAUUAAAGACUCCCAUUAUCUAUUUUUUCUGAUCUGUAUUUCCAAUGCCUUUCAUGUUGUGGCAUUUGACUGUAAAGAUGCCGAAUCCUUGUCUCUGUCCCCGUGUUAAUUAUUGUUGAUUAUUGUAUUAGUAAUACCAUUGUUAAUGCUUUUUUGGCAUGAAGAAGUUCCUUUAACUUUCAGGUCUUGAUUUUCUAACAUUUACAAAAAGUUCACUUUAUAUUUAGUGCAAUCGUUUUUUUUUUGCAGUCAGUUUUGUUGAUUUCUAUGUAGUUGAUAUCUGUGUGUAUAAUUUCUCAUAGUUCACCAGUAUUAAAUCAGUUCAGCAACAUUACUGAUA
Messenger RNA from Styela clava, 1602 nucleotides. Its product is annotated as cathepsin B-like. Gene Ontology annotation, biological process: proteolysis; regulation of catalytic activity. Gene Ontology annotation, molecular function: cysteine-type endopeptidase activity. NCBI's taxonomy places the organism in Eukaryota, Metazoa, Chordata, Ascidiacea, Stolidobranchia, Styelidae. The record is from RefSeq and is a predicted model, not a curated record.